GGAAGAUGCUUAAGCUUACGGUAGAGAUUGAUCGGUUGUGGGGUGGCUGUGAGAUGUCGCAGGUAGUUCAUUGGAGCGGUGCUUUGCUGCAGACACCCCAUCGCGCCGUCAAACAGCAGUCCACGUGCCCGUCCGAGAUCUACUGCUCGUGGUGGUCUCAUG
Messenger RNA from Sphaeroforma arctica JP610, 162 nucleotides. RefSeq lists its product as hypothetical. The annotation marks the transcript as partial. The transcript has a single exon. The record is from RefSeq and is a predicted model, not a curated record. NCBI's taxonomy places the organism in Eukaryota, Ichthyosporea, Ichthyophonida.